This is a messenger RNA of Aspergillus glaucus CBS 516.65, 858 nucleotides long. RefSeq lists its product as uncharacterized. The record is from RefSeq and is a predicted model, not a curated record. The coding region runs from base 363 to 692 and encodes 109 amino acids. Lineage: Eukaryota; Fungi; Ascomycota; Eurotiomycetes; Eurotiales; Aspergillaceae. The transcript is spliced from 3 exons.
AACCACCCAGCUCACACUAGGGGCAGUGGGGACGCCGGUUGAGUCUUCACCAGCGAGACCCUCGCCAACAGAUCCGUCUCCCACUGUAGUGCAACUCUCCCGCAAACGUCAAAGAAUUGAUUUCACCCGCGAACUCCGACACCGCUUCCGACUGCGACUGAGAUCCCAUCUUUACCAAAACUUGCUUAGACCGUGACUGGGUGUGCGGCAUCACGAAGAGCAGCGACCCCCUGCAAGCCGCCCACAUCUGUGCUGUAUCUCUACACUAACACAGGCGUGACUAUACCGACAAGUACAUCCAUUUCAAAAGUUCCCUGGCCGUGUUCUGGUCGGAUGCGCAAGUUCAGAAGUGGUUAGACAGAAUGAAAACUCUCGCAAAAUCAACUGCCAACGCCCUCGCGCUACAAUCUUCGGCUCACGAUUAUUGGGAUCGGGCGUUGUUUGCAUUACAACCAAUAUCGGUCAACGAUCAAAAAACUGAAAUGAAGCUUCGAUUUUAUUGGCUUAAACCUGGGUUCUUGCUUCCCCAAGGCUCAACCUUGCUUCUGCCGGAGGAUAUCACGCUGAUGAUCAUGGGCUGGCACGAGCAUGGCAUCGGUAGUUUCUUGGUAGACGGUUUCUUCCAUCAACACUGGCUGUAUUGCAUUUUUCUAAUCUCUUCAAGAGAUCUAUACCCUUCUAUAUAUCUCUGAAUCUUGUUACGAUGAUAUUUCACGAGGUCCGGUAAAAUGCUUCCGCCCAUGUAUAAUCCAGUGACCUACCGAGAUAAUAACAAUAAUGGCGAAGGCAACAAUACAAUAAUCUACCUCAUGCUACUCCCAGUAACCGGCCGUCCAGGCGGAAACAAAAACAGCACCG